AUGGGCCGGCUACGAGGCAAAGGCUCCACACGUGCUUGGCUUGGUCAGCGCUCCACGGUGCUCUUGGCACCCAGUGGCCUGGAUGAGGACGUCGGGACAAAGGAUCGUUCUCCUCCACAAAGCCAAUUGCAAGUCGAGUGGGCCCAUGGCUACAAUGGGCAGGUGGUGAACGCGGUCCACUGGAUCUCUGAUGAGGAGUUUGUCUUUUGUGUAGCCGCUUUGGGCGUGGUCCAACGCUUGAAGCCUGCUAAGCAGCGGAUCUUCGUCGGCCACAGCCAGCGGAUCACCUGCUUGAGCUAUUGCCCUGCCUCGCGCCUGUGCGCCUCUGGUCAGAUGGAUCCGAAGGGCGGCGCAGGCCCCUUCAUUUGUCUUUGGCGCCCAGCAGAUUGCAUCUUGCUGUCCGUCCUGGUCUUCCGCAUGCACGAGGAGCAGAUUUGCUCACUAUGCUUUAGCCCGGAUGGUAGCAAGCUCUUCAGCAUCGGUCGUGACUCUGCCAGCACCUUGGCCAUGUGGGAGAACUUUUUGCCAAAGAUGGGCAAUAGCGUGAGCGCUACGAUGGAGCUCCCUAAGGUCUACCGCACACCGAUGGCCAAGGUGGCCACCGGCAAAGUGCCGGCUUUCGGCAUGGCCAGUUGCAACGCGGUUCCCGAAGUGAAGAUCGCGAUCUUUGACGCAGGCCAUGGCACCAUCGGAAUUGUCUUGAAGUUCUUCACCGUGGGGGACAACGCUGAACUCUAUGGCCGUGCGGCCAUUUUUCCGGAUGCCGCCCCACGGCACGUGCUGAACUGCGCGUGGCUUGGGGAGCGAUGCAUAGCCUGCGGCGACCAUGGGGAGCUCUACCUCUUCGAGGGCAACAGCUGCGUGUGCAGCCGACGGCUGACGGGGAAAGCACUGGGCUUUGCGGUGCCAUUGAGAGAUGGCCUUUUGGCGGGCGGCAAAGACUCAGUCCUUCACUUUGUCAACGUGUGCGGAAAACACAUGGAAGUGGCCUCCUCGGUGCCUUUUGCGCAGAUGAAGGGCGCCGCAGUCUUCAACGGGCCCCUACCGCUGGCCACCGCGGCGGCCAGCAAUGCCGGGGUGUUGGUGGGUUCUGAUGAUCAUCACCUCAUAAUGCUGGAUGCAGAUGGACGCAGGGUGAAGCAGCUGCUGCAGGUCUCACACCAAGGUGAGCUCCAUGCUUUGGCGCUGCACCCGGACCUUCAGCUGAAGUUGUUGGCCUCGGGCGCCACUGAUGCCAUGGUGCGCUUCUGGGAUCUUCGGGACAAUCACCCCGUGGUGGGCCGAGUCCUAAACCUUCAGGAGGGCGAUGGAGCAAAGAGCUCGGGCAUCUACUCAAUGGCCUUCAAUCCUUCGGGCUCGCUCUUGGCGUGUGGCUUCGGCAAUGGUCGCCUGCACUGGCUGCGCUUCCCGCAGCUGCAGCCGCUUGCCGCGCCCGUCCGUUGCGGGCGCGAGCGCCUGGCGGCGCUCGCCUUCGUGGGGGAUGAGAUGCUAGCUGCGGGCAGCUGGGAUCAGAUGGUCUACCUCUUCAGCACUGACCAGCCCGCUUCGCCCUUGCGGGUUUUGAAAGGCAAUACGAGUUCCGUGACUCACAUGCAGAUCACCCUGGACCACCAGUUUCUGAUGACCAACUCCAAGGAUGGACAGGUCCUCUAUUUCAAUCUGGGCACCGGUGAGCGGGUAACGCAGGAAACCGCCAAGGACCUGCCAUGGGAGGUUUGGACGUGCCCAUGCGCUUGGCAUACGAUGGGCAUGUGGGCAGCCCAUCGCCACUUCAGCAUCCACAACAUCAAAUCCUGCCGAGCCUUGGGAUUUGCAACCACAGGGGAGCAACUGCUUGUGGCGGGCGACACCUCACACCGUGUGAAGUUGUAUCACUUCCCUUCAGGCUGCGAUCAAGGAUUUCACACGUAUGACGGCCACGCUGGCUUUGUCGCGGCCAUGCUCACCGUCCCUCUGCCGCCUUCGCCUGGCGACGGGGCGACGGCGGCCGCGCCGUGGUCCGCGACGCACGUGAUCACCGCGGGGGGCGACGACCGGGCCAUUGUGCAGUGGCGCUUGGUGUCCAGUGCUUCUGCGCGGCGCGCGGUGGCUUGGCACGAGGCCUCUCAGGCUGCGGUGGAAGUCCUGCGUCCCAGCGAUCCGCGGGAGCCACGGCCGCGCGAGAGGACCCUGUGGGAGCGGGACGAGGAGCACAAGGAUCGGACGGGCCGAAAGACGUCCGUUCCAGGCCCGUGGGUCCAGCACGGGGGCAGUGGCGCUUCCGGUCUGCCCUACGCGGAGCAUCUUGUGGAGACGGUGCCACGCCGUGAGCGGCUGCGAGGCUCCUGUGAGGUCCCCGAUGGCGAAGGCUACUUUGCUGGCCGCAGCACCACGGCCAUGGCGGCCGGCUCUGGCCCGCGGCGCGGGUCGCCGCGGCGCGCAGCGCGGGUCGCCGAGGGUGCCGCUGGCAUGACGUCGCAGGCGAAGAAUGAACGCAAGUCCUUCCGCCAGGGUGGGCUCUUCAAGGGCCGCGACUGGUUGGACUCGGGCGCCAUCAUCGCCAGCGUGGCGAGUCACGUGAAGGAGAAGUACCUGAACCGAUGCUGGCUGCAAUCAGACAGGGCAUCGGUCAGCGGGCAUCGGGCAGCGACGGGCGCCCCACCGAAGGAUCGGCAACCCGGACACUGGCAGUCAGUUUGCGCCGGCCGUUUGCCAGGGCACGUACGGCGCCCAGGCUUACCGAAAGGUGCCUGGGAAUCAAUGCAAGGGUGGCUGGCAGCCACACCUCAUCGAGGUGCCAUGCCCUGCCACGUCGACAUGGAGGACUGUCCUGAAGUUGGGACUCCGAUUUUUUUUGGGGGGAAGAGGCUGAGCGGCUGGUGGUGCAGUGGUGAAGACGAGUUGGCCCUACUGGUGCUCUUCAUUGGCGGUGCGUGCCAUGUUGGCCGCAACUUCAGCGGCACAGGCAAGAGGAGUUUUGAGUUCAAGGCUGAGAGCUCAAGGCUUUCCUUCUCGUCGAUGAGCUCUCUACUGCUAAUGGCUGCAGCGGCCCUUUGUGGGUGCUUGGGCCGGCUGAUGUCCGGUCGAACGCACGACUACGAAAAACUGAAGGCUGGAGAUUGCGCACCGGGACACUACGAGAUCUCACGUGAUGUUGCAAAGAGCCGCUUGAAAGCGAUGCCGGAGAUGAGGCGCUUGCGGUUCUGUGAGUCCCAGCUUCAGCUUUCCAGGAUUAUGUGUGUGGAGUGCCGCCUGGAGCAGAGUGCGGGUGACAAGUCCAUACGGCGAGGCGCUGGGUGUGAAACCGAGCCCUUUGUGGAGAUCGACCCUUGGGCUGACGAGAGCGAUGUGGACACCAAUCAAGCGCUGAAGAGAGCCAUUGACAACGUGGUGAAGGUCAACAACAGCAGGACCCCGCCGUUGCCGGUGGUAGAUAUCCGCAACCGCUGGCACCAGGUGACCUUCGACGGCUGUGUGGCGCUGGCCUGCACCGUGCCGGUGUUCUCCAUCUUUGCGGGACGUUACAUCAUCAAGCAUUACCUCCUGGAGCGUUGGAGCCUCAUCUUCCCAGACCACCACGAUUUUUCCCGGCGCCUGCGCACCUGGCUCACUUCAGAGGCCUUGAUAUGGCUAUUGCUGGUGGAUGUCGUCCUGGCGGAUAUGUUCUCAUGCGAUGGAAUUUCGUUGGGAGGAACCAACUGCACGGCUGACACGGACUUCCUGUCGCUACCUGUAAAUAUCCUAAGCAACAGUCUGAGCCUCAGUGCCCUUUUGUUGCUGCGGAUUUUGGAGGUGCAAAUAUUGGAUGUCGCGGCACACGUUCACUACCACAAGGUGAAGGCAAGGAAACAACUGGAGGCCGCGAAAGCUGAUGCCGAGGGCAGGACGAGAAACACGGCCAUCUAUUUCCUCGAGAAGUUGGACGAGAGCUUCCCUGGCUCCUACCAUCGAAGGCGGCCGGCAGCCAACCUGUUUGAGUUGAGCCAGAACUUGGACUGGAACGACAUACCGAGCUUUCUGUGGAGGAUGGCCUGCUUCUCGACAGCGGUACUGUUCUGCUUGCUCACCUGGCUGCAGCUGAAUGUGGCGCAAGGGAAACCCAGCGGCGCCGGCUUGCCGGAGCUGAGGAUCAAGACCAGUGCUGAUUGCAUUGCACUCAUGACGAGUCUCAUUAAAUCGUAUGGGGCGGCAGUCUCUUGGUUCCACCUCCUGGUGAAUAUCAUUUGCAUCUCCCAGGGCAUGGGCGAGAAUGCGAAGCAGCUCCUGAUCUUCAGUACGCUCACCUCCUACAGCAGCAUCGAGAGCUGGAGCCAAAAGGACCGGGAAAGCCUUCGCACCAUCUUGGCCAACAGCCUGAGCAACAACAAUCGACAGUCGGGGGCGGAGAUCACCGAACAUCAGCUGCAGCACGCCUUGGACCGGAUCCUCGGCACCGAGCGCUUGGAUUUGACCAAUUUGGAUGAUGUGAAAGCGUGGUGGGACCUCCGGAGGUACAUCCAGGUGGACUUCCUCGAUGAAUCUGCAGCAAUGGACUACUGUGGAGUUUUGACCUUGCAGCUGACCAUUUGCUUCAUGGUCACGGGUGCGUUCGACUGGCUUGCAAAUGGAGAUGUUUUCUCACCUGGGAUUAUCUUGGUGGUGCUGCUGGUGGCAUGCUUGGGAGUCAUCAUGUUCACUGUGAUGCAGGCAUGUAUCACGAUCAACAGCCUCUUGGAGCGGGACUCCCAGGUCUUAGUCGAUGCCGCUGCCGACGUGGUGCUUUCCCGUCAGUGGAACGCUGCAGAAGUUGCAAGCCUUCUUCACAGCAUUGAGCGACGAGUGGCCAUGCUGGAUGACAAACAACAGAUUCUGGGGAUCACCAUCACGGAGACCUCUCGCAAUGCCUGGGUGGUGUCCCUGCUCUUCGCCUUCCUCGGGUCCUUGCUGAAGGUCUUGCAGGACAUGCGCGGCGAGGUGGCCGGGGCGAUCCGAACGAUGGAUGCGUUCAUGUGGAACUUCAGCCUGAGCUGGGCAAAUGAAUCGAUGGAUGAGGGUCAUGCAAGCUGA
Molecule: messenger RNA, 5025 nt
Organism: Durusdinium trenchii
Lineage: Eukaryota; Dinophyceae; Suessiales; Symbiodiniaceae
Source: the annotation of a GenBank genome assembly